AUGGAGCGCCGUAGAGUAUCACGUGGAAUGAAACGAUUCACUCGGUGGUUCUGCGCUUCCGGUCUAAAGAACGGCAAGCUCCGCUACCGGUGCUGCUCUGUGAUUACCGUAUUCGCUCUGCUGGUGCUGUGCUACGUCGUUGUUAACCUACUUGUAACGCAUACGUCCAAAGCGGCUUGCCAAAAUAGCUACGAAGUAAUAGAUGUAGUAUAUACGUGGGUGAAUGGAAGUGAUCCUCAGUUUUUGGAGGAGCUCGAUCGCUAUUCUGCGACGCGAGAUAAUGCCCGGUUCGACGACAAAAAUGAACUACGAUAUUCGCUCCGUUCGCUGGAAAAAUUUGCCCCAUGGAUACGUAAUGUGUAUAUAGUAACGAAUGGACAGGUACCGUGCUGGCUAAAUCUGGAAAAUCCACGUGUCCAAAUCGUACCGCAUGCUGACAUUGCGGAUGAGGACACGGUACUGCCCACGUUUUCCAGUCCCAGUAUCGAAACGUUCAUACACCGCAUACCGGGACUGUCGAGUCGGUUUCUUUAUCUAAACGAUGACUUGUUCCUCGGCGCACCACUGCAGCCGGACGAUCUGCAAACGCUCGCGGAAGGUGUGAAAGUUUUCACAGCCUGGAUCCUUCCGGAUUGUGCGCCCGACUGUCCAUGGAUGUUCGUGGGUGAUGGAUCGUGCGAUCGUGACUGCUAUGUAGAGGAGUGUCAGUUCGACGGUGGUGACUGUGAUCAUCCGGACUACAAAGCGGAACGCGAACGUCCGCAUCAACUGCACGACUACGAAGAUGUGUCCGCUCCUGAAGAUGGGAGAGAACCGAUCGAGGUAGAGCACGACCAAAUGUUCAUCGAUGUUCCGAAAAUGUUUCCCCGCAUUCCGCCCGGCCAUGUUCGAAACUCGGAUAACAUUCGUGAUAUUCACGAAAUGUUUCGAAUGAAAAAUAGUAACGGGAGCACUUCCACGCGCCAACUUGUCGACCGGUACAAUAAAGAAAAGAUGAAAUUAAAGAAACGCCAGGCAAAACUUCGUAGCCAGGCUCGCGGGCAUCAUCGUUCAGCGGAACAACAAGGCCCACUGGGGCAGAAUCGUACGGCCGGCAUUAAACCGCAGGAAGGACAGUUGCUCUCGAUCGGUGCCACUAAUUCACAGGACAUGUUUGGACACUCGUUGAUCCACACCAACCGGGUGUUUAAUCGAGCGUAUGGCUUCCACAAUCGUAAGGUGCUGGCGCACGUUGGCUUCCUGCUGGAAGUCCAAAUUAUCGAACGAAUGCUGGAGCGCUUCUCGGACGAGUUUCUCGUUACUAAACGGCACCGAUUUCGGGCGAAAGACGAUAUGCAGUAUGCGUUCAGCUACUAUCAUUUCCUGAUGAGCGAAUACACCAACAAAACUGCUGGGGAGAUCUUUGACGACUUCGAUACGGAUGCAUCUGGUACUUGGUCGGACCGCGAAAUUCGAACGCUUCUGACAAAGGUGUACAACCUUCCGCUUGAUUGGUCGGCCGUUCGGUACUUCGAGGAAGUCGUCACCAACUGUUCCCUACGGCAAAAUAAUUUUCUUCCACUGGAACACCAGCAAGAACAGCGCCAGACGUAUCCCACCUUGGUAUACGAGCGCUACGAGGAUUCCACAAUUCCAACGGUAACGAAAGCAAUGGUGGUGGCCUGUUCCGAGCUUGCCGAUAUGAUGAUAAUCAACUUCGGGAAGGUACCGCGCUAUCGGUAUCACGUAUGCCCCAAAACGGGAAUGUACAGCAACUUCAAGAUGCUUACCUCCAACAUCACACAAGUCGUCGACGCACUCGACGAACUGCGCAAAACACCAAAAAAGUUUAACUGCAUAAACGACAACCUGAGUUACGAUCGGCCAGAAGAGAAUCAGCUCGUCAGAGCGCUGCUGGAGGAUUUCUAUUUAAGUCUCUUCCCGGCACGCAGCAACUUCGAGCUGGAGAGUACGUACCGGAACCGUUUCCAGCGCUACGACGAUUAUCGUUCGUGGCUGUGGCGAAAGACGCUGUUUCGCAAUACGGUCUAUCUGGUUUGUGGCCUAGUGUUUGUCGUCUGUGCACGUCUGCUGUGCUGCCGGCAUAAGGGUAAGUUUGCACGCACCCUGCUUAUGUUGGGAUCAAGAACAGCGGAUUAUAGCAAUAUUUCCUAA
This is a messenger RNA of Anopheles marshallii, 2154 nucleotides long. RefSeq names its product N-acetylglucosamine-1-phosphotransferase subunits alpha/beta (gene Gnptab). The record is from RefSeq and is a predicted model, not a curated record. Gene Ontology annotation, biological process: carbohydrate phosphorylation; N-glycan processing to lysosome. Gene Ontology annotation, molecular function: UDP-N-acetylglucosamine-lysosomal-enzyme N-acetylglucosaminephosphotransferase activity. Bases 1 to 2154 code for a protein of 717 amino acids. Gene Ontology annotation, cellular component: Golgi apparatus. Lineage: Eukaryota; Metazoa; Arthropoda; Insecta; Diptera; Culicidae. The transcript has 4 exons.